ACUGAAACCCAGAACCUGGAGGAGGGAGGAUGGAGAACGUCUCCUCUUACAGACUCUUCAUCCUGGAUGGCUUCAGUGAGCUGGGAGCUCUGAGGCCCGUCCUCUUCCUCCCGUUCUUCAUCAUGUUCGUCCUGUCACUGUUGGCCAACUCUCUGCUGCUGUACGUCAUCAUAUCACAGAGGAGCCUCCACUCCCCCAUGUUCAUCCUCAUCGCUGGCAUGGCGUGCGUGGACCUGAGCCUCCCUCUGUUCUUCGUCCCCAACAUGCUGCUGAGCUUCCUGUUUGACUGGAAGGGGAUCUCUCUGAUUGGCUGCCUGGUUCAGAUGCAUUUCAUUCAUUUUGUCGGAGCCUUUCAGUCCACGCUGCUGGUCUGGAUGGCUGUGGACAGAUACUUUGCCAUCUGCACGCCCCUCUUCUACCAUGAGCGCAUGGCUUUACCAGGAUUCCUGAAGUUCGUGAUCCCCGUGGUGUUCAGAAACUUCUUCCUGAACACGCUGAUGGUCGGUCUGGCAGGAAGGUUGUCGUUCUGUGUUGGGGAAGUGAUGAACCCCUGUUUCUGUGAGCACAUGGCGUUGGUGCAGCUGGCCUGUGGGAGCACCUCCAUCAACAACCUGGUGGGGUUACUGACUGCGUUGCUAAUCCCUGUAGCCGACUUCGUCUUCAUCGCCGCCUCGUACGUGGUCAUAUUCAGCUCGGUGCUGGGUUCAGGAAAGUCCGGGGUCAAAGCCCUUCACACCUGUGUGACACACAUCGUGGUCAUUACCGUCAGUCUGACCAUCGCACUUGUAGCUUUCCUGUCGUACCGGAUCAGAAACGGUCUCCCUGCAGGCGUCCGGGUCUUCUUCAGCACCAUGUACCUGCUGUUCCCGAGCUAUUUCAACCCCAUCAUCUACGGCGUCAGGACCACUGAGAUCAGACAGCAGAUCCUGAGGACACUGAUGUGGACUCACUUUUUCCAAACUGCCCCCCGUUCCUAAAUCAGAUCCUUCAUUCAUGAGAACAACAGAGCAAAGACGAGAAGUUGGAUCAAACGUACGUUCACAGCUGAAAAUGACUCCACGAGUUAAAGUCAGAAGACAUCGGGACGCUGCUUCAGCUUACCAGAUCAAUGAUGGAGGACUACAGUCCUUGAAGCAGGCGGCCUACCUGUGGCCUGUUGCCCCGUUGCCGAUCCAACAGUUCUGAUUGAUCCUAUGAAAUAUUCUCAUAUUUUGAGAUAUGUAGUUUUACAGUUUUCAAGCUGCAGGCCAUUAUGAUCUAAACUAGAAUACAAAAACACUUGAAUACAUCACAUUUACACUGUCUGAGAGAACUGAUGGAAAACAUAGAACUUUAACCAUGUGCUGAUUUACAGAUAUGUACCUGUACACUGAUGAGUCAUCCCACACCAUGAAGCUCAGAGUCUGAACAUUAACCCCAGUUUAUGAUUCCUCCCCUGCAUCCA
This is a messenger RNA of Notolabrus celidotus (New Zealand spotty), 1444 nucleotides long. Its product is annotated as olfactory receptor 52K1-like. Gene Ontology annotation, molecular function: olfactory receptor activity; G protein-coupled receptor activity. Bases 30 to 977 code for a protein of 315 amino acids. Gene Ontology annotation, cellular component: membrane. NCBI's taxonomy places the organism in Eukaryota, Metazoa, Chordata, Actinopteri, Labriformes, Labridae. The record is from RefSeq and is a predicted model, not a curated record. Gene Ontology annotation, biological process: G protein-coupled receptor signaling pathway. The transcript has a single exon.